Venustampulla echinocandica is the source of this 828-nucleotide messenger RNA. RefSeq lists its product as uncharacterized. Bases 1 to 828 code for a protein of 275 amino acids. The transcript is spliced from 2 exons. The record is from RefSeq and is a predicted model, not a curated record. Lineage: Eukaryota; Fungi; Ascomycota; Leotiomycetes; Helotiales; Pleuroascaceae.
AUGUCGACAUCGGAAUCUGCCCCGCCACAACACGGACGACGACUUUGCCACAAUAUCAACGUCGGGCUGCUGCACACCGCCACAGCUAGUGGCGCUGGCAUGCCACGCAAUACGGGGGCAGCGGUGCCCAAGGAGAAAAGAUCAGUUUUGAGUUUUCUGGGAAGGGCCCUGUUGCGGAUGUCCUUCGUAGAGUCCGGAUUCUCCUCUGUUUUGCAGCAUCUGGGAUGUCGUCGGGACGUUUGGGUUCGGGGCCGCGCUAGCCUCGAAUGGCUUUGCGGUCGUCGCCCAAUGGCCUUCCAGAAGAGCCCUGAGAUCGCAAGCUCAACUUUUCGUCAAAAUCAACGUCAACGAAUGAGCAAUUCAGGACGCCCUUUCUCCUCACCUGACUUCCUACUAACCCAGACCUCCCGCAAGGAUGGGGGCAUUCCCAUCCUCACUCCACAGGCUCGCAGAGUUUCUUGCCUCUUCUCGUCGUCCCAGGGCCGGCCGGAAAGGCUCUUAGAUGCGGGAUCCAGGACCAGCCCAGCCAGCCCAGCCCCGGCUUCACUUCACGAAACGGACACUGCCAAAAGAAAGAAGGGAAAAAAAGGAAAGGGGUGCCGCAUCUCCCGCGCCAGAUCGUACCCCCUCGAGCCAGAAUCAGGAGAGGCCCCGAAGCUAUUCAUGCAGGAGGGUCCUGUUCUGGUCGCGAAGAAUGGCCAGGAGAUCCAGUGCUGCCCCGUCCAACAUCUCGAGGUUGAGCAGACUGCAACACCGGGACGAUGCAGAGCCAUGCAGAUGCCGGCACGUUCGGUGACAGGUCCUCGAUCAGAAUACGAUCAACGGUAG